AUGUCUAUAGUUUUUAAGAUUGAUCCCCAAGGUGUUUUGGAUAUAGUUGAGGGCUUUGAGAAUCCAAAAGCACCUGUCCCAGACCCUGGAAUCAGCGUCUCUAGAUCUACUCCGGAAGUCGAUGGCUCCCUACAAGGUCAUGUAAAACCUACCGCCGCCAAGUGUUUAUGUGGGGUCAAACGCUCUAAGGGUCAAGGUGUUUUUCGUCGCCUGAAGAAAUAUUUUGGAUUCUGAUGAAUUACAGUGUAUUCACGUGCACGAAGAUGUCCAAAGUCCGCAAUAAUUUUGAUAUUGAAAAUUACAAAUCACCAGAGCAAUGUUGAUGAAAAUAUAUUUUAUUUCCUUUCUGCGGUUCUUUUACCAAAAUAUAACAAACUGUAUGAUAUUUUUGAU
Molecule: messenger RNA, 393 nt
Organism: Magallana angulata
Lineage: Eukaryota; Metazoa; Mollusca; Bivalvia; Ostreida; Ostreidae
Exons: 3
Coding region: 1-234 (77 amino acids)
Source: RefSeq, a predicted model, not a curated record